AUUCGAGGCGAGUGGAGGCAAGGGACGUGAUUUGAAAAUCGAAUUUUUUAAAAUUUAAAAGUCUAUCAGAUGGAAAAUCAAGGAUUUUUGAAACAAAAACUUGGCUUUGCUACCAUUGCCAUUCACGCCGGUCAAGAUCCAGAGAAAUGGACAUCUGCAGCUGUGGUGCCACCUAUUGUAACCUCAACAACCUUCAAACAACCAGCCCCUGCAGAGCAUACAGGGUUUGAAUAUGGUAGAUCUGGCAACCCAUCUAGAAACACAUUAGAAGAAUGCCUCGCCGCCUUGGAUGGUGGAAAGCACGGUUUAGCAUUUGCCUCUGGUCUGGCUGCUACCACAACACUGGUUGCGUUAUUGAACAGUGGCGAUCAUGUCUUAUCAAGUGAUGAUGUCUAUGGGGGUACAAAUAGAUUGUUCAGACAAGUUACAGCAAGACAGGGUAUUGAAACUACGUUUACCGACUUUACAAAGAUUGAUAAGGUAGUUGAGGCUAUAAAACCUAAUACUAAGAUGAUUUGGUUGGAAACACCAACGAAUCCCCUGCUCAAGGUGGUAGAUAUUGAGGCCGUGGUGAAGGCCGCUAAGAAACGGGGGAAUAUCCUCGUAGUAGUAGACAAUACCUUCCUCACGUCAUACCUUCAGAGGCCGCUAGACUUUGGUGCGGAUGUCGUCAUGUACUCCCUAACAAAGUAUAUGAACGGACAUUCUGACGUCAUUAUGGGCGCAGCAAUUGUCAAAGACGACGAGUUAAACGAAAAACUUAGGUUUCUACAAAACGCCAUGGGAGCAGUCCCAUCGCCAUUUGAUUGCUAUCUAGUCAAUAGGAGUUUGAAAACGUUAGCACUACGUAUGGAACGCCAUCGAGAAUCCUCUUUGGUUAUAGCUAAAUGGUUAGAAAAACACCCUAAAGUUACCGAGGUCCUACAUCCAGGUCUCCCAUCGCAUCCCCAACACGAAAUAGCCAAGAGACAGACAAGUGGUCACUCAGGUGUUUUCAGUUUUAAUCACACCGGUGGUUUAAAAGAGUCGAGAAAGUUCUUGAGCUCCCUCAAAAUUUUCACACUCGCCGAAAGUUUGGGCGGAUACGAAAGUUUAGCUGAAUUACCUUCUGUGAUGACUCAUGCUUCAGUUCCUGCACCUCAACGGGCCGAGUUAGGAAUAACAGACUCGUUGGUUAGGCUUUCUGUGGGUCUGGAGGAUGUUGAAGAUCUCAUCGAAGAUUUAAACCAAGCUUUUAAAGCAUCUUUCUAGGACAAUGAUAUAUAUGUAAUUUACUAAAUUUUUUUUAAAGAAUUCUCACAUGUAUGUACAAUGAAAAUUUACUUUAGGUAAAAUGCGGAUACAGAAUAAUAAAUCAUGUUCCUAAUAG
Molecule: messenger RNA, 1369 nt
Organism: Diatraea saccharalis (sugarcane borer)
Lineage: Eukaryota; Metazoa; Arthropoda; Insecta; Lepidoptera; Crambidae
Source: the annotation of a GenBank genome assembly